Myotis brandtii (Brandt's bat) is the source of this 1143-nucleotide messenger RNA. Its product is annotated as nucleoporin NDC1. The record is from RefSeq and is a predicted model, not a curated record. NCBI's taxonomy places the organism in Eukaryota, Metazoa, Chordata, Mammalia, Chiroptera, Vespertilionidae. Gene Ontology annotation, cellular component: nuclear pore transmembrane ring. Gene Ontology annotation, biological process: nuclear pore organization. Gene Ontology annotation, molecular function: protein-macromolecule adaptor activity.
AUGGAUCCAUCACUCAAGGUCAAAAGAUCGGCCCAUACCAUCACUGUCCAACCGAAAGAAACUAUACUGACUGCGUUUCCCUUUUGGCCUCAUAGCUCUCUGCUGGAUUUCCUCAAAGGAGAGCCAAGAGUCUUGGGGGGAAUUUUAAACAGCAAUCUGGCCCUCAUCAUAGAGUACUUGGCCUUGCAGGACCUGAUAUUGCUUUGUCAAUAGCCUCUUUCAUGAAGACAAGAGGGUUUUAGUCUUAGACACCCAGGUGGAUAUCCCCACAAUCAGACAGCCAUUUCAAGAGAGUGUUUGAAUCUUUUAAAUGAUAUGACUCAGAAACUGCUUCUCUGCCAAGAAGCUGCUAUUACAAAUGGAAGAGUAAUGCCUUCCUCAUACUCAAUGGAACCUAAGAAAUUGAAUUCUCGAGAAGAAACUACUUUUCAGACCCCCAAAUCUAGUCAUAUGCCUCGACCUUCAUUGCUACCAUUAGUAAAGACAUCACUGAUUUUCUCAAAAUUACCUACACAUGUUGCAAGUCCCCUUCAGUCCCCAUUUGGCUCUAGUGUAAUGAGUUGGAUGGCUGGAAAUUUUUAUGUAAACGCCUGCUAUGGGUCACCUCAACGUUCUCAGCUAAUAAGAAAAGGGCUAAGAUUAUGGACUUCAGCUUCUGAUCAGCAAAUGAAUGAAUUUUCUAGACAGCCCAGUGUGAUUUAUUAGAUUUAGAAUAAAUGUGAACAAAUUAAGAAUUUCUUGUCAAAAUGGAUGCUGAUAAUGUAUUUUUUCAGUAAGCAUCCAGAGGCCUCCAUUCAGGCUGGGUUUUCCCCCCAGAUAUUUGGGUGGGCAUUAGAAAGUCUGUCAGUGGCAGCAGCAUUUACAGAAGAUAGAUUUGGUAUUGUCCAGUUUACACUACCAGUAAUAUUAUUGAUGCUGCAAGGGGUAGUUGACAAGUACUCCAAGCUUCUUCAUGAUUCCUAAAUUCCACCUUGGAUUUCAGGAACUGUGGAUGCUUCUUUUAAAACAUUAAGAUUUGUAUUUACAGCAUCACUAAAAACUGUCUUCUAUUGAAUAACUACUACAUUGUCAAAUCUGAAUGUUGUUCAAGCAUCUGCAGAAGAUCAGCAGAGACUUCAACAGUUCUUGGAGUUCAGAGAAUAG